AUGAACAGUAACUGCUGCCGGGCCCUGGUGCAGCGGAGGCCGGUGGGGCCCCCCAGCUGCAUGCCGCUGGGCGUCGUGCCCCCUCCCCGGCAGGCGCCCCUGCCCCCCGCCGAGCCCCUGGGCAACGUGCCCUUCCUGCUGUACCCGGGCCACGCCGCUGAGCCGCCCUACUACGACGCCUACGCGGGGGUGUUCCCCUACGUGCCCUUCCCCGGCGCCUUCGGGGUCUACGACUACCCCUUCGAGCCCGCCUUCAUCCAGAAGCGCAACGAGCGCGAGCGCCAGCGCGUCAAGUGCGUCAACGAGGGCUACGCGCGCCUCCGCGGCCACCUCCCCGGCGCCCUGGCCGAGAAGCGGCUCAGCAAGGUGGAGACGCUGCGCGCCGCCAUCCGCUACAUCAAGCACCUGCAGGAGCUGCUGAGCGCCGCACCAGAUGGCGCGCCGCCCCCCUGCCCCGCGCCGCCCGCCGCCUCCCGGCCAGACCGCCCAGGCGACCGCGAGGCCCGGGCGCCCCCCGCCCUGCUGCCCGAGUCCUCCGAGUCCUCCUGCUUCUCCUCCUCGCCUUUCUUUGAGUCGGAGGAAUCCAGCCAUUGAUCGGGCCCAUGCCGCCCCCGGCUUGGGGUGGGGUCGCCGAGAGUGGGACGGGGAGCAGCGUGGGUCUGCCGGGCCACCUGCGGUGCAGCGCAGGCCCGGACACGUGGAGGUGCGCGGGGCUCCUGCGUCUGCGACACCCUCCUUCCCCCACCAGCGUGGGGCGCAGGUGCAGGGCAGGGGGCACGAGGGGCACGGUGCAGAGAGUGGCGGAGCCUGCGAAGGCUCUGGGUGCACGCUGAGACCCUCCAGGCGACAGAGGGGCGGCCCCGACGGUCGUCCCCGGGCCUGGCUCCCGCUAGCC
This is a messenger RNA of Microcebus murinus (gray mouse lemur), 895 nucleotides long. RefSeq names its product achaete-scute family bHLH transcription factor 5 (gene ASCL5). Gene Ontology annotation, molecular function: protein dimerization activity; DNA-binding transcription factor activity, RNA polymerase II-specific; RNA polymerase II transcription regulatory region sequence-specific DNA binding. The record is from RefSeq and is a predicted model, not a curated record. Lineage: Eukaryota; Metazoa; Chordata; Mammalia; Primates; Cheirogaleidae. Gene Ontology annotation, biological process: developmental process; regulation of transcription by RNA polymerase II.